AUGGCUCAGGCUGAAAACACAGCUGCAGGUUCCAAUAAUAGCAGUAACAUCCAAAAUAUUUUAGCCUGUGAGGGCCAAUCCAAGGGACACAGAGGUUAUCAAAUGAGUGAACAUUCAAAUUCUGACCUUUCAAUUUGCCUAGAAUGUGAGCAUCAUCAUAGCAGGCUCUACUGGACAGUCAGUUCAAAUAGCACUUCUGAAGAAUGA
Messenger RNA from Paracoccidioides lutzii Pb01, 207 nucleotides. RefSeq lists its product as hypothetical. The transcript has a single exon. Bases 1 to 207 code for a protein of 68 amino acids. The record is from RefSeq and is a predicted model, not a curated record.